Molecule: messenger RNA, 3270 nt
Organism: Punctularia strigosozonata HHB-11173 SS5
Lineage: Eukaryota; Fungi; Basidiomycota; Agaricomycetes; Corticiales; Punctulariaceae
Product: DUF221-domain-containing protein
Exons: 15
Coding region: 11-3139 (1042 amino acids)
Cellular component (GO): plasma membrane
Molecular function (GO): calcium-activated cation channel activity
Source: RefSeq, a predicted model, not a curated record
CGUCUGAGGCAUGGACCCCAUCCUCAAGCUUUUCUUUCGGUUUCUUCUUGACGACCCUGACGGCCCCGACGACCCAGGACAAGAUGAACCAGGAGGAGCGCCUCCUGGCUCGCCUCCCACGCAUACGUUCGAAGGACCAUGGUUUCAGACGCAGAUGGUGCUCGCGUCUUCCAUCGGAAUUACGUCGUUCUUGAUAUUCUCGUACGCGAGGACGCGAUGGCCGUUGCUGUUCGCGCCGCGUACCAAGCUGAAAGGAUUUUCACCCCACGAGUCGCAUGCGCAACAGGGGUUUUUUGGCUGGAUAUUGCCGACUAUACGCACGUCCGAGUUCACUGUGCUUCAGAUCGUGGGGCUGGAUGCGGCAGUCCUGCUGAACUUCUACAAGAUGUCGUUCUACCUCUUCUCGCUCUGCUCGCUGUUUGCUGCCGCCAUUCUUAUGCCCAUCAACCUGAAGAGUAACAUCAGUAACGGCGGCGAUGAUGCCGACGACGACUGGCCCAUUGGCCCCGGACCGAACAUAUCCUCCGUGCGCUUCCCCUUCAUCUCUGCCGCGCCAACGAACGGCACCCAACCCGGCCGGGACUGGCUCGACCUCAUCUCCGACGCCAACUCCUACCUCUCCGUGCACCUCCUCUUUACCUACCUCUUCACCCUCCUCUCCCUCUACUUCAUCUACAAGAACUACAAGCGCUUCAUCCGCGCCCGGCAGCUCUUCUCGCUCGAGCUCGUGCACUCCAUCCCCGCCCGGACGGUGAUGAUCACCCAGCUCCCGGCACACCUCCGCGGCGAGCGCGCGCUCGCCGAGUACUUCGAGGGCAUGGACCUCGCCGUCGAGAGCGUGUCCGUCUGCCGCGAGGUCGGCAGCCUCAAGCGGCUGAUCGACGCGCGCACGCGGGCGCUGCUCAAGCUCGAGAAGGCCUGGGUCGACUACGUCGGCAACCCGAGCACGGUCGAGAGCUACGACCCCGCGGAGAGCGUCGCGCCGCCGCUCGUGGACGUCGCCGACGGCGUGGCGGACGCGGAGGCCCAGCGCGGGCGCGUCGUCGUGCCGCACCGGCCGCGGCCGACGAUCAGGGUCGGCUGGUUCGGCCCGAAGGUGGACGCGCUGGAGUACCUGGAGACGAAGUUCAAGGAAGCGGACGAGGCCGUGCGGAAGAAACGCCGGACGGGCAAGUUCAAGGCGACCCAGACGGCGUUCGUCACGUUCGAGAAGAUGUCCAGCGCUCAAAUCGCAGUUCAGACCGCGACCGCGUCUACGCCGUUCCAGUGCAAGACGCACCUUGCGCCGGAGCCGCGGGACAUCGUCUGGUCCUCGAUGUCCCUCCCGCAGUCGACGAUCAACCUCCGCGAUUGGGUCGUUGUCGCCGGCAUGGGCCUCCUCCUCUUCACCUGGAUCUUCCCCAUCACCGCGCUCUCGACCUUGCUCAGCUACAAGGAGAUUCAGAAGGUGAUGCCGUGGCUAGCGCGGCUGAUCGAGAGGAACGACAACAUCCGCGCGGUCGUGCAGAACUCGUUACCGUCGGUGGCGAUGGUCAGCCUGAACGCGUUGCUGCCGUUCCUGCUGGAAGCUUUGACCUACAUGCAAGGCUUCCGAGCGCGCAGUUGGGUUGAAUAUUCGCUCAUGAAGAAGUACUUCCUGUUCCUCCUCACGACCGUGGUCUUUAUAUUCCUCCUCGCGAGCACGUACUGGCAGCUCGUUCGAGAGCUGGCCAAUUCGCCUGCAAGGAUUCCGGAGAAGCUCGCGCAGGACCUGUCAAAGGGUCGCGCAAGACACUUCUUCCUUUCCUACGUCAUCCUUCAAGGCAUGGGCCUCAUGCCCCUCCAACUUCUCAAUCUAGGCGUGGCUAUCCCGUACGUGGUGCGACGUGCCCUGUUCACGAGGACUCCGCGAGAUUUCGCCGAGCUUAACGCUCCGCCGAUGAUCAACUACGGGGUCGUAUACCCGCAGGCCAUGCUCAUCUUCAUCAUCACCCUCCUCUACAGUGUUAUACAACCUCUCAUUCUUUUCUUCGGGGCCCUCUACUUCGGUGUUGCAUAUGUGGUGUACAAGUACAAACUCCUUUUCGUGUUCUACAAACCGUACGAAUCCCAGGGCCAGGCCUGGCCGAUCACCUUCGUCCGCCUGAUCUGGGGCGUUGUCAUGUUCCUCGUAUUCAUGACCGGGAUCUUCACCCUCCGCAAAGCGUGGAUCAUAUCAUCCCUGCUCCUCCCUCUCCUGGGUGGCACGGUGGUCUGGUCGUGGUAUAUCAGCAAGGAAUUCGAGCCUCUGAGCAAGUACGUCAGCUUGAGCUCGGUGAACGAGGUGCAGAGGGGUGAGGAUAGCGCAGAGGUGUUGAGGUUGAAGGCGGGGCACCCAGUGACUUGGUCACAGAGCAACCUACAUCGUAGACGAUAUGCCCAGCAUGACGAGACGCUUUACGUCGCUCCAGAGGAUGAUAGGACUGACUAUUCGCAACCUCCCAUGGCGAACUGGUAUCCUGGUGUCCUAAAUACCGGAAAGCGCCGCUAUGGACAUCCAGCACUGAACGGCGUCCUUCCCCAGCCGUGGCUUCCCUUGAAGAAGGGCCAGACCCUAGUCAACGGCGACAGACCCCGCACCAACAAGAUCGGAAAGGCGGCGGACGACGCCGUCGUGCUCACGUUACGCCGUCGACCGAGCACGCUCCGUAGAGCCAGCAGACGCGCUAGCCGCACAGCCAGCCGCGCACUGCUCACCAGGGUGGACUCCGCACCCGCGGAGGGUGCGGCGUCCACAUCGGCCGCUCCAGCCGACGGCGCGGAGGACACGCUCGCGAAUCCAUGGGGCGAAGAUGGCGCCGAAUCGCAUUUGAGGCGGUCUUCGACCAUGCCGAACCCGCUCCACCACCGGCUAAGCUUCGACGACGCCAGCGGCGUGAUCAUGCUGCCUGAAGGGGAAUGGUUAGAUCAGGACGAGAGCAGCGACAGCGACGACGACCUCCCAAGCCCGGGGCAUGCGUCAACGUCGGGGUCGCGGGAGCCGAGCCAGGCGAAUGACGUUCAGUUCCCGGCGACCGAAACGCAGACACUCCUCCCUCGCUCGCCGUCGAAACGGUACGGCACCUAUUAUCACCACCCGGAGAGGAGAAGAACACAGACAAUGCCCGGGACGUUCGCUUGACGAUAACGACGACGAUAACUAUAGUACGAUGCAUUAAUCGUUGGCUUCUCUGGAAUAUAUGCUAGGCUCUUUCUAUAUCCACUCACCCAGGUUGUCAACAAUAUCCGAAUGAUGAACUUCUCUGCCUGCAU